Danio rerio (zebrafish) is the source of this 3170-nucleotide messenger RNA. NCBI's taxonomy places the organism in Eukaryota, Metazoa, Chordata, Actinopteri, Cypriniformes, Danionidae. The record is from RefSeq and is a predicted model, not a curated record.
GCAUUAGCGGUUUAAUCCUGUUCACAGUGAGUCUGCGUCCUGCUUCAUGUCUUCCUGGUUUUAACUCAACAGCUGCCGCCUGCAGCUUCAUUCUGUCAACACUUCGCCCUGUUCGUCUCAGCAUUCGGACGUUCUGUUCUGCAUGAUGAUUAUGGAUAAUUUUAUCUUCCGCUUGUCCUGCUGACCGCGAUAGUCUCUGCCGCAGGCAAACCUGAGACGUUGAUUUGGGGUGUUUCUCACUGACCUGACUGGAAGCUUCCAACAUACUGCUGCAGACAGACUUCUGAUUGGGUUGUUCAGAAAUGGGCUUUGCGGAGGACCUAUGGUGUCCUCAGGGUCACGCAGCCCUCAUGAAGCUACAAGACUCUGAGCUGCGUCUGAUGGAGGUCAUGAAGAAGUGGAUGAUGCAGAGAGCCAAGAGCGACCGCGAGUUCUCCAUGCAGCUGCACCAGAUGUCAGCCAUGGUGGAGAAGAUGGAGGGAACUCAGCCUGGAGGAGGACUCAACUACAUCAGCCAGUUCAACAAGUCGUGGAACGUGCUGGUCAGUCAGACGGAGAGCCUCAGUCGUAUUAUGCGCAAACAUUCAGACGAUCUGAUGGUGGGACCCCUCAGUAAACUCACCCUCCUCAUCCGGGACAAACAGCAGCUGAGGAAGACUUACGGGGAACAGUGGACGCUUCUCAACCAGGACAUGUGCAGGGUCACCCAAACCGAGCUGGACAGGCUCAAAUCCAGUUACAGACAGCUGGUACGGGACGCGACCUAUGCCAAAAAAAAAUACCAGGAAGCAAGCAAAGACAGAGAACGUGACAAAGCGAAGGAGCGCUUCAUCAAAGCCACCCUGAAACUGCAUGAACACCACAAUGAGUAUGUGCUGUCAGUGAAAGCUGCGCAGGUUCAUCACCAGCUCCACUACGGCCAAUCACAGCCUGCGCUGCUCGGAGCCUUACAGACACUGCAGGAGGAAAUGGUGCUAAUUCUGAAAGAGAUUCUGCAGGAGUAUUUUGAUCUGUCGAGUUUGAUUCAGGAUGAGGUAGUGAGUGUUCACACUGAAAUGGCCAAUGCCCUGAAGGCCAUCCAGCCGCACAAAGAGUACGACAACUUCAUUCAGCAAAACAGGUCACGAGGAGAGGUUCCUGCAUGUGUGGAGUUUGACUGCAGUCUGCUGGAAGAGGCUGACGCUCUGGAGCCUGAAGAUCUGCAGCUCAAUGAGCUCACAGUAGAGGGAAUCCAGCAUCGGCUCACGGCUGUGGAGGAGGAGCUCUUGGGUCUGGCCAGUACUCUGAGUUCGCAGCAGGCCACUGUAAACCAGCUGGAGUUGGAUCUGCAGGAUGAGGAGAGAUCUGCGAACAUAGGGCAAAGGGUUUAUCAGUUCAGUAAACGUAACGCUCUGGAGGACAGCAGGCAGCAGGUGGUUCUGUCUAUGGUGGUUCGAGCUCGUCUGGAGGCCCAGCGGAGGCUUCUGGCAGAUAAACUUCAGUGUCUUGGCACUAAUGAGCUUCCUUCUUUAGGCCUGGAUGAUGAUCGGAUAUCUCUGACCUCCAGCAAUUCAGAGCGUGACAAAGACCACAAGCACCUGAACAUUGAUGUAAUCAGGAAUCACCUGAGCAGCCUGUUCAAGCCCAAAUACACGAGUAGUGUGUUUUAUACACCUCAACAGGUUCCCCCAGCCUUGACACCAGUGCCCGACGUGGAGAAGCCCCUGACGCAGCAGGUCUGGUAUCAUGGUGCCAUCCCACGUAUGGAGGUGCAGGAGCUGCUGAAAAAUGAUGGAGACUUUCUGGUUCGAGAAAGUCAGGGAAAACAGGAAUAUGUGCUUUCUGUGCACUGGGGCGGUCAGUGCCGACACUUCCUCAUUCAGAGUACAGACGGAGUGUAUCGUCUGGACGGUGAGGGAUUCAUCUCUGUCCCGCUGCUAGUGAAUCAUCUCUUUAAUUCCCAUCAAACGGUCACAAAGAGGACAGAGAUUGUACUGAAGAAACCCAUCCCGAAGGAUAAGUGGGUCUUGGAACAUGAUGAUGUCAUUCUUGGACAGAGCAUUGGUCGAGGUAACUUUGGUGAAGUGUUCAGCGGCCGCCUGCGCUCAGACAACACUCCAGUGGCUGUGAAAGCCUGCAGAGAAAACCUGCCUGCAGAACACAAGAACAAGUUCCUCAUGGAGGCCAGGAUCCUGAAACAGUACGACCAUCCAAACAUAGUGAAGCUUAUCGGCGUCUGCACUCAAAAACAGCCUAUUUACAUCAUCAUGGAGCUGGUGCAAGGAGGAGACUUUCUGACGUUUCUGCGCACAGAAGGCCACAACCUGAAGUCCAGCAUGUUGAUCAGGAUGGCAGAGAACGUGGCGUCAGGCUUGGCGUAUCUGGAAAGCAAAAAGUGCAUUCACCGAGAUGUAGCGGCCCGUAACUGUCUUGUCGGAGAGGAGAGUGUGGUGAAGAUCAGUGAUUUCGGGAUGUCCCGUGAGGAGCAGGAUGGCGUUUAUUCUGCUACUGGAGGAAUGAAGCAGAUCCCAGUCAAGUGGACAGCACCAGAGGCCCUCAACUAUGGGCGGUACACCACAGAAAGUGACGUCUGGAGUUUUGGAGUGCUGCUUUGGGAGACAUUUUCCAGAGGAGUCACGCCAUACACCAUCCCAACUGUCAUGAGCAACCAGCAGACCAGAGACGAGGUGGAGAGAGGAUAUCGGAUGCCGGCCCCAAAUAACUGUCCGGAUGAAAUCUACACCCUCAUGUGUCAGUGCUGGCAGUACGACCCAAGAAAAAGACCCUCAUUUCUCAAACUAAAGGCAGAUCUCGGUGCUUUAUGUCAGUAACACACACACACACUCACACACACUCAGGCUCACAUGUACAGUAAAGGCAGUUUGUGUUUUAUUGAGGCCAAAUCAAGGGAUAUUUUAUUAAUAUUAUUAUUUGUACAUCAUGCAAAUCUACAGUAAGUGUGCACCAUCAGUGCCAUCUUACAGAAAAGAGAUUAUAAUUAAUUAUUACAUCAUUUUAUAAACAUAUUCAGUGUUCUGGAAGCUUGUUUCCUACAAGGCUUUAUUAGAGGUAUUUCAAUGAAGUAUAAAUUAUUAUUGUUUUGCACAUGUGAUCACAUGAAGCUAAGUCUGUACAUACACCUGUUAAUGUAUGAAAGUACUGUGAAUAAAUCUGAUUCGUAAUUAUUGAUA